This is a messenger RNA of Gasterosteus aculeatus aculeatus (three-spined stickleback), 6629 nucleotides long. RefSeq names its product ataxin 1-like (gene atxn1l). NCBI's taxonomy places the organism in Eukaryota, Metazoa, Chordata, Actinopteri, Perciformes, Gasterosteidae. Gene Ontology annotation, biological process: regulation of DNA-templated transcription; anatomical structure development. Gene Ontology annotation, cellular component: nucleus. The record is from RefSeq and is a predicted model, not a curated record. Gene Ontology annotation, molecular function: protein binding; RNA binding.
CUGGCCUGCGAAAUGGGCUCGACUCCUCUGCCUUGAUUACAGCGAUGGUCCCUCCGCAUAUCAACUUUUUUUUUUUUUAAUAAAAGCCUGUUCGCGAUGACAUUUGGAGGUGAAUUGGCAGUCCAGCUCAGCCCGGUGAUUUCAGAACUGGUUCCUAUGCAGGCCGACUGGCUUGCAAGUUUCAGUACCUGUGCAGUACAAUAGACGCGCUUGCUUUGUCACGGGAUUGCUAUGAAACAAUCUCAGGAGCGCAACCAGGAGUGCCUGCCUCCGAAGAAGAGGGACCUCCUCGUCAGUAACAGCAGUGGAGCUGCAGGGACUGGAGGAGUUGGCGCUGCAGGGACUGGAGGAGGUGGCGCUGCAGUGGGCGGAGGUGGCGGCGGCGCUGCUGCUGUUGUAGAAGAUGAAGUGGUUUCCGUCCAGAACUCUGCCACGAACAGUGACACUCGGAGAGGGACCCCGUCUGGAGAGUGGCUGCGAGCUCAGCCAGGGCUUCAUUAUGGCGUGGAUCAUUCUGAUGGCAUACCAGCAGCAGUGCCAGUUGACCAGUACGGUAUGCUCUACAAAGUGGCUCUUCCAUCUGUCACCUACUCGCCUACUAGUCUUCACCCAGUGUUAAGCCACAUCUCUCCAGCGUACACAGUACACUCGUCUCUCCUCCAGCAUCCAGGCCUUUCCUAUCCUCCUCUUGGUUAUGCCCAAAUCCCCCAUUCCUCUCUGCAGUUUGUUAGUUCCUCAUAUGCAGCGGUACCCUAUGCCCUACCCCCUGGCUUUGUCCCGGGAUCAUUGAUCUCUCCCUCAGGCACCAUUCCUCAGCCCCAUGCUGUGUCACACCUUGUUCCCUAUCCAUCUAUCAUGCAGGAUGGUGUUGUUUCCCCACCUCCCCAGGCCCAUACUUUUGCCAAAGCCGCAGGAUCCAGUGGUGUCCCCCUGAUGCUCUCUUCAGAGCAAGCUGCCCAGCAGCACCUCGGUAAUGUCGGAGUCCUGCCCACGACAGAGCUUAGCUCCCGAGGGUUGCAAGUCUUCUAUCACCCGCAGGGCGCCAGGGCUUCCACUGCCAGCAGAGACCCACACAGUGCCCAGCAGGAGAACGAGGCAGAGAUGAAUGGAUGCGACAAAGAGCAGGCAGCUAGGGAGCUUAUGCUCGACUCGGCCUACGCUGCCAGAAGUGCACAUCUGCUGCUGGGAGCGCCCAAGCCUUUAGCCCAAGAGUACAGCCAAGACAGAGGCUCGCUAAACCGGAGGCUGGAUGAGAGGAGCUCACCUGGCCAGCGCAGCACUCCAGACAGCGACUUGGAGGUGCAGCAGGUGGUUGGUCGCUUGACCUCCUCUAGCCAGUGUGGAGUGCGAAAAGAGGUCUCCUUUGCCCCCUUGAACCUCUCUCAGGGUUCCCAGAGAGCCAGAGACGUGGAGGGCGCGGCCAUGAUUUCCGGGCAGACUGCUUUUUCGACUCAGACUGUGAGUUACAACGAUCCCAGAGUGACCGGUCUCCAGCAGCAAACGGGACAACCAGGCCACGCUGUCAUGCUGGCCAAUGGCCAACCAGUUCUUAUACCCUUGGAAUAUCACCUGCAGCAUCACCCCCUGCCGCCACAGCACUACCUAGGACCGGCUAAUGAAGCCUCAGCCAGCCAUGCAUCUCCCGCCAUGGCCUCCCCGGACGCAAGCUUCAAGGCCACUGACUCUUCAGCCAGAGUGUGCCUCCUCGAAAGGGCAGAGCUGACCACCGCUCAACAGCAGCUGCCCCAGCAGCCUCCUGUCCAGCCCGCGGCCGUUGCGACUCAGGCCGUAGCGUCCAGCCUCGCUCCUGCCGCGGCCGCCACCAACCCAUCACACUUCAUGAAGGGAGCCAUCAUCCAGCUGGCUACUGGGGAGCUGAAGCGCGUGGAGGACCUCCAGACUCAGGACUUUGUGCGGAGCGCCGAGGUGAGCGGGGGACUGAAGAUCGAUUCCAGUAUGGUAGUGGACAUCCGUGCCAGUCAGCAGAGAGCCGGUCUCAUGUCGCUUCACUUCACCGUGGGGGAGCAGCAGAGCAAAGUGACCAUCGAUGUGCCUCCGGAGCACCCUUUUUUUGUUUUCGGGCAAGGCUGGUCGUCCUGCAACCCUGACCGCACGGCCCAGCUCUACGGCUUGGCCUGCCACCACCUGCAAGUAGGGGACGUGUGUGUGUCCAUCACCCUGCAGCCGCAGCUUCAGCAGCAGAAACAAGCGCAGCUCCAUCAUUCCCAGCAGCAACAAAAACAGCAGAACCUGUCCAGGACUUUGACCAAAACCAACGCCACAUCAAGUCACCAGCUCAUGGGGCCUCCUGCCCCCCAACAGUCACGGCCUCCAUCUCAUUUCAGACCGGACCGCAUUCACAGAGAAAGACCGAGGGACGGGGAAAAAGAUGUGGUCGACAGGGAAGAGACCCCAUACUUUGGGGUUGUUGGGCACUCUGAGUCACCCGUCAGACCAAGUAGGACCUCGGCAGAGCACCCGAGGAGCCAGAGCAGCUACCACUUGCACACAGAGGGCUCUACAUUUGCAGGCGCAGGGACGGGAGCAAUGCAGGCUGCGGUAGGGACUUCUCAGAGGCGCUGGUCCUCCGGUUCACCCGGCCUCCAAAGAUACAGUACAAAGGGAGACGAUGGGCCACGCCCUCAGAUAAGCACCACAGGCCACACGAGGCCCUCUUUCAUCCCCCAGGAGGUGAAACUGUCCAUCGAGGGGCGCUCUAAUGCAGGGAAGUAGCAUCACUUUUUGGUAGCACUAUAGAGGAGACGGCCACGAAGGACGAGGAGACAAAGAGGAAAUCAAGAGUGCGAAUGUAGCCUCAGACUGUUUGAGAUUUUGCACACCUACAACAUAAAAAAAAGAGGUCUCUGAUGAGAUGUUCCGCUUCGGAUCGGUUGUCACUCAGCCAAAGGAUACGCACCGGUGUUUUUAGGCCAGCUGAUGUCCAACCGAGUCAUCACAAGCUGAGUAGAACGUAUGUAGCGGAUGAAAUGCCUACCAUAGUCCUUGUGCACUGCAUUUCUUCUCCUCCCUCCUUCCCACCUUUGUCACCACUUCCUAAGGCCUGGUUUCCUUCAAAGGCGUUUGCCCCCCACCCCCCCAAAAAAGCGAGGAGUUGCCUACCAUCAGCAGCUCGCUUACUGUCAGUGCACGCUACUUUAUGCUGAAAGCUCUGCAGAGACGCUCUGUCCCCUCCUUCCAUUUCAGAAGGCUGCUCUGCGAUGAAUGGGAUCCUCUCUCAGGCCAAGCGUGGCACGUUGCACUUGUCUUACAAUCAAAAUAGUGAUUAGUCAAUCAGUAUGUCUGUUCAUCAAUCAGCGUCCACGCAAAAACAAAACCUCACCCUCUGCAAAAGGCCGAGGGCCUGAAUGUGUAGGUGUGUUUUUGUAUGAAUGCCGCAUGUUGCAGCGAUGCUUUGUUCUAGAGAUCUUCUAUUGCAGUAACAUCAGUCACCCUUUCUUACGUUCCUGUCCUGAGCAACGGUUUUAUCUUUGUCCUUGCUACUCUUUGCUCACUUACCAAAUUAAAGCAAUAGUUGUGUUUACAGCAUGUGUACGUGCUGUACUGCUCUCCCCCACCAGAUGUUUUAAUAUCUGUACCAGGUUGUGAGAUCUAAUCCCCUCCUUUUAAAGGCGGUUAAUUUUUUUGGUGUUUAUUUUAAUGAAAUCUUCAGUAUUUCUGCACAAAGCAAUGCACAACAAAUCUCAAGAAAACAUUGUCGGUGAAAGUGGUUCUCUGUGAUUUUACUGGUGACGUUGCAUGUUUUAUCCCCACUCUAAUUAAGUGGUCAUUUUCUCUUCAGCCUUUUGUUUAACAUCUACUGUCCUUUGCUUUUGUACGAGGAUCUACUUCUCUGGCGUAUCUGAUUGUUUUGUGUUGCACAUAGAAAAACCUCACUCGUUGAUUUCACACUGACCGUGGGAAUAGGAACCACAGGAUAUCUUUUUUAUGAAGGGAAUAUCGUUGAAGUAUUGUUGGUGUUUUGUAGGCAGGGGGAGAGAAAAAAAGCUGACUUGCAUUUUCAACCGUGUUUACAAUUUAGCCAAGAGGAAUGCUGCAGUUUUCUCCUUCUGACAGAUUUCUGUCACUGAAAAAAACAAAACAACAGGGGUUCAAUUUAAAAUAAGUGCAAUUAGAACACACAUCAAAUCAUUUAGUUUCACGAUCAGAUGGCAUUCCUCAUGAAGACAUUCCAAUUUAAAAGUGUUAAUCACACAGGUUCGUUUCCCAUAGAUCUUCUCACUUACCUCCGUCAAAACGUGUUCAAAAAAUGUGUUUUGAAUGUCUCAUAGAUCGCCGGUUAUAUUUCCUCUCAUCGGACGGUCUCAGGCAGGCGCCACAAACGUGGUAGUGAUUCUUCUGACCGAUGUGCCGGCGCUGUCCCAGCAGGCCCAGACUGCGGUGCGUUUGUACCCGGCGUCUCGAUAGAGCCGUGUGAGCCUCGCUGACGACACAGCCUGAAGCUCCGUCAGCAGGUAUCGAGGUCACGUGGGAGCAGGUGUCAUGAGCAGCUUUAAAGGAGAGCUUCAUGUUAAUACAAGUCUUAGUCAUUCUCAUACGCCCCCUAACAAGUUAUUGGGUGCUGGAAUCCUUCCCACUGUCCGUACUGGCUGUACAAAUUUUCCUUCCUAAUGCUUUUAAUGGUUUCUCUGUAUGGACAGGAGGAAUGUUUGUGACAACUCAAUUUACACAUGGAAUCAUUAUUUUAAUUAGAUAUUAUUGUGAGCUCUAUCAUUUUAAAGUGCUUUGCUUUAAUACACCACAAGUUAUUGUCUUGCUGUAAGCAAUUUACUUAACAGCUGAAACAUUUCACGUCGUCUUGGCGUUUUCUAUGCAGUAAACUCGGUGUGGUGCCCUUUGUUGUCUUAAGUAAAGCUCUGUGAAGUCGCAGGCGCGUUAAACUGAUGUCUGGUUAUAGGAUUUCUUGCUUUGAAUGACCUUUUUAUAGGAAUACAAACCAGUAUUUUGCUUAGCUACUUUCAGUUUUUUCUAUCUAUGUGUCCUCGUCCUCCUCCCGUAUUUCAUCUCGUUGAGACUCGCAGAUCCGUAUCUUGGGUCAAGAUGCAUUGGAUGGGAUGUAAAUGGGGCAAGCGGUGCCACCUUUUGUGUGUGUGUGUGUGCACUUCCUGCAAAUCCACCCUGUGCUGCCCUGAGCCUUUGAGCAGCUCUGCUUCGUGUCCGGGGAGUUUCAUUCACAUCACUGAUAGUCUGUUGCUGUAAGUAAUUGCACUAAAUUUCCUCCUUUUACAGUGUUUUGAGCUUAAACUGUAAACAGUAAAUUGAAGAGUUCCAAAAUGUAAAGCACUCAAAGUCAUGGAGACAUCUUAGGUUCUGUUUCUGUACAUAGCUGUAUUUUUUUUUUGUAUAGAUUACUUUGAUGAUGCUUGUUAAUAUUGCCUUAAAUUCUGCUCUGUUCAAUGUGUGAAGGUGAAAUAAUGGAAUGCUCCUGAUAGACUUGUAUUCCCUCCUCAGGCGAGAAAUAAUCAAGCAGAAAUUCAUAUUCAUAUUUCUGAAUUGUGGUGGUGAAAUUUCUGUCCCCCAGAUGCUUUAACCAUGAAACGUGCGUGUUUGGUAUUUUUUAAUACAUUCUUUUCUUUGACACUUGCCUUUUCAUUUCAGUUUUUUUUAAUGUGUGUUGGUGAAGUAAAUGGAAGCACUUUUCUGCACUUUUUUUUCUCUUUUUUCAAGACGAUGAGAAGAGUGUCUAACUGAGGGCAAUCCAUUAAUCACACACACACACACACACACACACUUUAAUUGUCGUUGCACAAGAUCAGUAGUUUCCCCCUGGAAUGAAUGGGAUGUGUUUGGCGUCUCGUGCCUGGUCACAGUCUCUGUGUGGGGAGGCGGAGACGGACUGGCUGCAGUAAUCGGAUAGCUUUCCCCUGGUGGUGACGUGACGGUUUAUUAUGUUUCGUGACAUUGGCGGUGGGGAUUUCUACUCCCCCGUAUGAACUACUUCCCGUUGUUUGACCCAGGCAUUGAACUGCAAAAGUGAAUUUAGAUGAUUUUUUUUUUUUGGUGUCGCUGAUGUCCAGUUAAAUCCCGAGAACGGUUAAAAGUUUUAAAGAAGUCCGUAUUUUCAGACUUUCCAUUUUUCUCUUUGGCCUCGCUGUGGCGCUGCUUUUCUAUGUGACGUGCAACCAAUGAAAAACAAAAAAACAGCAGUUUUUGUUUUAAAUGCCUAAAUCUGCAAAAUAUAUGCAAUGAUGUAAAUGUAACAUUCAAUCCUCAGAUAUAAUCCAGGUUGUAUGAACUUUGUAUAGUGAGUUUUAAUAUUGUAUGGCCGUUCCAAUAUGUAUUGAUCUUUAUCAGAAGCCUUAGUUGUUGACCGAAAGUGCUCCCUUAGAAUACCCCAAACCUACCUGACUUUAACAAAGCAUUAAUAUCUCUAUUUUGUUGCGUUUUCAUUUCUACUGGUUUUGAAUAAAAUAGAUUUGUACUGUAUAUUUGUACCUCUCUGUGAACUACUUAGGGUGUUUCUUUUGUUUUUGUUUUGCUGUUUUAAUGUACUUUAAGGACACAAAGAUAUUGUAUUUUUAUUGUUACAGCUAACUUGGAGACAUUGCAUUUAUUAUGUUUGUUAAGUAAACGCAAUAUAAUAUAUAUAUAAAAUAUAAACUAUUAUCCAA